CGAGUGAGUCAGGCAGGGAGUCAGUUGGGGAUCAGUGUGGAGAGUGUGAGCCGCUGUGGCGGAUGGAAGCUGUGCCCGCCUCAUGGCCACACUGGUCCAGGUAGUUGGUUUGUGGGCGUGUGUGGUGGCGGUGGUGGUCGCGGCGCCACACCACACCCCGGCGAGGCAGCUGAGAGUGAGUGACGGGACGAAGGGGAGAGGGGAAGGGUUGCACUCACUGACCGGCAUAUCACCACGAGGAAGGCGACACGCGGCUCUGGACAAAGAAGACGAUGACGAGUGGGAGAGCUCGUUAGCGGCUCCGAGGAAGCGUUCAGCGGAGGACGAACAAGCUGUCAGUGCCCAGCCACUCAAGAGGGAAGCCUUGGAGGUCAACAUAGGCACGGGAAUAUUAGUGAAGGGAGCAGGAACCACCCAAAGGCCAUUUAACUUCCCCCAGAGCCCCACUCACUCCCCAUCCCAGCCAUCGGGUCCCUCCACUCAGCGCCCCGUCAUCUUCCCGGACCCUGGUCCUCAAGUCACACCCACGCCCCCAGUCAACCCCACCCAGGUUCCCCCAACGAUCUUUCACAGUCCCUUUUUCCCCAACGAUCUAUUCCCACCGCCCGGAUCACGCCCGAAACCCUCUGACGGAAGCCCUCCCAAGCCACCCAGCCAGAACCCGUCUUCCCAGACACCAUCCCGUCCUUCAGAUUUCUUUCCUGGGCAGACUACACCGCCCCCUUUCUUCGUUCCUGUUAUACCUACGAGAAGACCGAAUAUUAUCACCAACACUCCUCCACAAAGACCUUUUUUCCCUAAUACACCUCCCCAAGGAUCAGUUUUCCCUAAUAAUCCUUCACAAAGACCUAUUUUUACUAAUAUACCUCCACCAGGGUCAGUUUUCUCCAAUACACCUCCCCAAGGAUCGAUUUUCCCCAACACAGCUCCCCAGGGACCAGGACGCUUCCCCAACAUCCCACAAAGACCUACCGGCAUCCCCAUACCUCCAAACCAAGGCCCUGACUAUAUCCAUCCUACAACACGGCGCCCCAAGUUCCCAGGGUUCCCGAUUCCUUCCUCCCCGACCACCAGGAAGCCGUGUAGCUGCAGGAAUCACACCACCAACAUAAAUCCAGCUACGCCAACGAUUCCACCCACGACUUUCUUUUCCCCGUCUCCUGUUGUGCCGUUUUUCCCCACCGUUGCUCCGCCCUUCCCAACUCUUCCCCCGCAGUUCCCCACGCCUACGCCCGCAGCCGCACGCCCUGUCACGCCGAAUCCUGGUGGCUUUAGACCGUCUUUCAGACCUACUUUCACCCCGGUAGCUAGUUUCCCCGUCUUCCCGAACUCUCAGUCUCGCCCAGUUCACCCCAACACCCAGCCUCGUCCCGUUCUCUUCAUACCCACUCACAUCAGAUCGCCAGAUGUCCUUCGCGUGAACCAGCGCCCUGUGUCGACCAACGGCCUGCCUCGCUUCCCCAUACGUCAGCCAGUCAAUGGGCGGAGGUUCGUCACGCCACACUUCCGACUGUUCAUUCCUCACCAGUCUUCCCAGGGCGUGAAUCAACUAAAGACCAACAGUGAUAAGUAGACGUGACCGCUCCAAAGGAUGAGGGCAAGUAAUUUUUCCGACGUGCCAGAACCAAAAGUACAUGGACUUCAAUGAAGUAAGUGUAAGUGAAAUUUGCAGGAGUAAUGUGUGCGUGCAUCUGCGUAGUGUUUCGACGUAUACCAGUAAUAUGUGAUUGUGUUGGUAUGGGUGAGGUUUAAGUAUACAGACUACUCAGUUGUAUACAUUUGGAUUUUUUAUCUUGGCAUGCAAGGGGAAAACCAUUGAUGGGCUGAAUUAUGGUAGUUUGGUCUUUUAAGAAUAAUAAAACAUGAUUGAAAGUAUA
Molecule: messenger RNA, 1877 nt
Organism: Portunus trituberculatus (swimming crab)
Lineage: Eukaryota; Metazoa; Arthropoda; Malacostraca; Decapoda; Portunidae
Product: zinc finger HIT domain-containing protein 3-like
Exons: 4
Coding region: 83-1573 (496 amino acids)
Biological process (GO): maturation of LSU-rRNA from tricistronic rRNA transcript (SSU-rRNA, 5.8S rRNA, LSU-rRNA); snoRNA localization; box C/D snoRNP assembly
Cellular component (GO): nucleus; pre-snoRNP complex
Molecular function (GO): protein binding
Source: RefSeq, a predicted model, not a curated record